CGAGAGCCUGCUUUUGAAACCUCACUAUGUCUUGCCACAACUGCUCUGCCAACUACAGCUUGGGAUCUCUCAGAAAUCCCUGCCAUAUUCCUCUCACCUCCUCCGUGGCCCUCUGCUCUACCCAUGUGAGCUGUGGUGAUGUCGUCUGCUUGCCUACUAACUGUCAAGACCAUCCCCAGCCUCUGGACAACUGCCAGGAGACCUGCAGUGAAUCAACCAGCUGUCAGCCAGGCCACUGUGAGCCCAACAACUGUGAAACAUCUUGCUACCCUUCUACUACUUACUACGUGUCCAGACCCUGCCAAGGAACCACUUUUCUUCCUGCUGUUUCCUACGUCUCUGGCUCCUGCCUCCCCGUAUCCUUUAGACCUCUGACCUGUGUGUCCAACAGUGGCCGACCCCUGAGCCUCUUCACUUAUGGAUGCCGCCCCUUGGGUUCUUUGCCCUGUGGUCCUCAAACACUGAGCAUUGUACCCAGCAGCCUCAGACCUCUGCGUCCUGUCUUCAGUGGAUCCCAACCUCUGAACCAUGUGUACAGCACUUGCCGUCCAUCUUGCUCUGCUCUGGGAGGGCAGUGGCUUCCUUGUUCCAGUUAAUAAUCAUGCUAAGGAUCUGGGACAAAAAAUUCAAACUGUGGACUUUUGCUUCUUUCCUAGUAGUGCCCUUUCUUGCUUUUUACUCUGCCUGACGUAAUUUGUGCUCCUCCUUUCAUAUUUUUAUCUUUUCUUUUUAUCGCUCUUUGGCAUAAAAUUAUUUGAUUUACAAUGCUGUUCAUUGUCACUCAGGUGUGGGAAGAAUUUAUUUGGUUCA
Canis lupus familiaris (dog) is the source of this 810-nucleotide messenger RNA. It is a transcript of the gene KRTAP26-1, whose product is annotated as keratin associated protein 26-1. Gene Ontology annotation, cellular component: keratin filament. The transcript has a single exon. The record is from RefSeq and is a predicted model, not a curated record. Bases 27 to 596 code for a protein of 189 amino acids. Gene Ontology annotation, molecular function: structural molecule activity. Lineage: Eukaryota; Metazoa; Chordata; Mammalia; Carnivora; Canidae.